AUUUGUUACCUUUGGGCUGCUCCGAAGAACAUGUAGAUUUAAAAUGACUGCGCCAACUGUAAGUAAGAUCGAUAAACGCAAAAAGAGCGAGUAUGACGAUCCCAUUCUAGAUUCUAUCGUAAUUCCAGAUUACGUCAGGGAGUUUAAACCGACAGAGGAACUCAUCAAAUCUACUACAAAGAGUGGAGCUAAAAUUCGCUUCAUCUUUUCGGACGUAGAGUUCACUGAUUUUGAAAAGGAACACAUUCAUGCGUUUAAAAUAUUUGCGACACAAAAGUUGGAUGGGCCGCAGUUGGAGUCAGGAUUGGCUAUUGAAUCUUUUUCUAGGAGAUUCAAUAAUACAGUAUUUGGAAAUGACGGGUAUUUGCUGAGGUACCUCAUCAGCAAUGACUACUCGUACCCAGACGUCCUGAAUGAUAUGUAUAAUCACUUGAAAUGGAGAAAGAGCACUCUACCCAUUAGAAGAAUAGAUGUUGAAUCGGAAAUUGCGAGGGGGUUCGUUUACAUUCAUGGACGUGACAAAUUCAUGAGACCGAUUAUUGUCAUGCGUUCUGCACUAAUGGACAAAAACCGUCACGAAGCAAUUCUGAAAACAAUCUACUUCAUGCUCGAGCUGUGCAUUGAGAAGUUGUUGGUUCCAGGAAGGGUGGAACAAUGGAAGGUGAUUAUCGACUUGGAUGGCACAAAUCUCUUUAACAUCCAGGUCGCUCUCUUGAAACAAAUCGCUAAAUCACUUUCUGUAAACUAUAGGGCUAGGCUGUCCCAGAUGUUCAUCAUAAAUGCACCGUUCAUCCUGUCGUGCAUUUGGAAUUUGGUUAAAAAUGUUAUUCCACAAGUUACUCAAGAAAAGAUUGUAAUCAGCAGCGGCAAAAAUAGCAAGAAGCUGUUGGACAUGGCGCACCCAUCACAGUUAGAAGCGAGGUUUGGGGGCAAGGCACCAAACGUUACGAUGUUUGAUAUUCCAAUUAUGCCAGAGUUGUAGCUUUUCUCUAGUUGGAAAGCUACUGGUGAAUGUAGAUGAUAAGCAGCGGCGCUGUGCAUGUAUGAGUUGUGUUGACGCGAUUUCUAUGCGUAUAUUGACUAAGGAUUCUA
Messenger RNA from Theileria equi strain WA, 1092 nucleotides. RefSeq lists its product as hypothetical. Bases 44 to 982 code for a protein of 312 amino acids. The transcript is spliced from 3 exons. The record is from RefSeq and is a predicted model, not a curated record. Lineage: Eukaryota; Apicomplexa; Aconoidasida; Piroplasmida; Theileriidae.